This is a messenger RNA of Eriocheir sinensis (Chinese mitten crab), 3998 nucleotides long. Its product is annotated as LIM and SH3 domain protein 1-like. NCBI's taxonomy places the organism in Eukaryota, Metazoa, Arthropoda, Malacostraca, Decapoda, Varunidae. Gene Ontology annotation, cellular component: focal adhesion. Gene Ontology annotation, molecular function: actin filament binding. The transcript has 9 exons. The record is from RefSeq and is a predicted model, not a curated record. The coding region runs from base 152 to 1600 and encodes 482 amino acids.
UGGGCGCCCCUCCAACGAGUCAGUCCCCGCGAGGAGCUUUGAGUGAGCGGGUGCGCGUAGCAGUGUGUCGUGGAAAAGUGCCUGGAAUACCCCUGAUCCACCUUGGUGCUAGCCGUGAAGUGAGGGCAAGGAGCACACAGGAAUUAUAACCAUGAGUAAACGGUGUGCGCGGUGCGAGAAGGCUGUGUACCCCCUGGAGGAGCUGAAAUGUCUGGACAAGAUCUGGCACAAGGGCUGCUUCAAGUGCCAGGAGUGUGCCAUGACGCUCAGCAUGAAGACCUACAAGGGAUUCAACAAGCUCCCAUACUGCGAAGCACACAUCCCGAAGGCCAAGGCAACGACGGUGGCUGAGACGCCGGAGAUGAGGCGGCUGGCGGAGAACACGAAGAUCCAGUCCAACGUGCAGUACCACGCCGACUUUGAGAAGAACAAGGCCAAGUUCACCCAGGUGGCAGACGACCCUGAGACACAGCGGCUGAAGAAGAACACCCAGAUCAUCAGCAAUGUGGUUUACCACGGUGAGAUGGCAAAGAAGUCCGAGAUGGAGCGCAAACGUGCUGAACCCAAUGAUGAGAAUGAAGAGUGGUCCUCCUCCUGGCAUGACUCUGUUGGAGAGGACGUCUCUGCAUCUGUCCACCAAUCCAAAGCUUCUCACUUCCAGCAUGACAACAAUGACGAUGACAAGGGUUAUGAUGACAAGGCCUAUGAUGACAGGGCCUACGAGUACGGCCAGGAUGUAUCCGAACCCUCCCCCCACCGCCACCCCUCUCCCUCUCCCCACCGCCACCCCUCUCCCUCUCCCCACCGCCACCCCUCCCCACACCGCCACCCCUCUCCCUCUCCCCACCGCCACCAGUCCUACCCCCGCCAAUACUCCCCCGCCCCCCAAGACUACCCUCCCCAACACUCUCGGGGGCGUAGCAUUUCCCCGGAUUACAGCGACCAUUACGCCGACCCCCAAGGCUACCCCUCCUCCUCCCCCUCCCAGGCCUACACAGGCAGGGAUCCUUACUACCCCCCCGACUAUGCUGAGGAUGACGGAUACUAUCCUGGCGGUGACUCACCAGGCGGAUACAUUGAUCCUAAUGACCCUUACUCUGCACAGCCCCCUAUGGGGCCAGGCGGGUCUCCUCCUCACAGCACUAACAGACAUUACCCAACUAACAACUACUAUGCAAUGCACCAGCAGCCCACUCGCCGCGUGGGGAGCAUAGAGGACUAUGACCCCGUGAAUGAGCAGUACGGAUCCAUCAGCCAGCAGAACGCCAACCCAGCAGGCGGCGGCUACAGGCAAGAGACCACAUACCAGGUCCAGCGCAGCAACAUGUAUGACCAGAACAUGGGCGGCCAGCAGGCUCCCCCGCCCCAGAUGAACUCCAACCCUGCACACCACAAGGUCAACGCCCCGCCCACACAGCUUGGGCGCUGCUACCGGGCCAUGUACGACUACGAGGCAGCUGACACUGACGAGGUGAGCUUCAAGGACGGGGACCUGAUCAUCAACUGCACCGCCAUCGACGAGGGCUGGAUGACAGGCACCAUCCAGCGGACCGGCGUCACUGGGAUGCUGCCGGCCAACUAUGUGGAGCGCGUCAGCUGAAUCUUUACGGCGCGGCGCAUGACAUGAUGGGCUGGAGGGCCUUCUUGUGCAAAGAGUGAGGCAGCGAUUCCUCCCGUGUGACCAAAAGAAUUAUAAAUCAUUCCUUUUCUAUCUGUUUGCCAAAAUAUUCUUUCCAUUCCUUCUAUUUAAUAAGUUACAUGAUAAUCCUCUACUAUAGACUAUUUAUUAUAAACCUGAAAAUAGCCAGGGUAAUACAUAAGCAAAAUUGCUUGAAAAUUUAUAUACAAAAGUCAAUUACUUAUGGCAUCAUAAUGUAAAUUAAUUAAUCAUGCAACACAAUCCAUAUUAUUAAGAAUAUUUUCCUCUACUCUUUUCAAGUUAAACUUUAAUAAAACACACAAUCCAUAUUAUUAAGAAUAUUUUCCUGUACUCUCCUUAAGUUAAACUUUAAUAAACACCCGUCAAUUUUAAGUACCAAAUUCCGUGGAUAUCACUCCUACAUAGUUGUGUCUUAAUAAUGUUGAUGUACUCAGACAACCCUAACUGCCUUACGCUGCCUUUGUAAAGUUUGUAUUGAUACCUAGCACUGAUUUCAUGUUUUCCAUUCACACAAUGUCCUUCAUCUCUCCUCCCUGUGUUCAUGUUUGUGUCCUUGUACCACUUACAAAUUCACUAUUUUCUCAAUUAAACAUUGCCUUAAUCCACUGUUCAUUUUGCAUGUUCCAUUGGGAAGAUAGCUUUUAUUUUUGAAGUUCACUUUACUCACACUAUAGCUUAUAAAGUCUGUAAGUAGAGUCAGCCAAAGCUGGCUUGGAGCCAGGACAGCUCAACGUGUGGAACCAAGAGUUCAUUGUAAAAUAGAUAUCGUGCAUAUAAGCUUGAAAGGAACCAGUUUCAGGCUGGGUCAACACUCAUUUCUUUCUUGGUGUGUGUUAGAACCACAGCACUUGUGGGAACAUUCUUUUCAUAAAUGGUUGAUUACAGGAUCCAUGAAAAAAAUCCAAAAUAUACAGUUAGGCUGUCAUGGCCGUGCUUAUUAGAACACCAUCACGAUGAUAAGAAGCUACAUCAAGGAGAGGAAAAAUAGUCUCAAGACGUAGUAAUUGAAGGAGUCUGCCACAAAAAGGCCAGACGGGUUGUCCUUCAAACUGUUGUCAGAAUCCCCAGUUUUUCUUAACACUCAAUGUGUACCUUGCAUCUUCAUCAAGUCUACCAUUACUAUUGUUGUUGUGAAACUUGUUUCAUGACGGGGUAAGUGGCUCUUGUCAAAUGAUGAACACAAUAAUUGUUACAGUUGUUGCUGGUAGUACUGUAAACUUUGAUUACCGACAAUAAUAUGGGAAGGAACAGCAUGAUAAGGAGGCAUUUAUCAUAAAAAAGGCAAGCAAAAUCUAGCAUAUAGGUUGCUAAUAUUUUUUUUCUUUUUAACUAAAUAUUAUCUGUGCCAAUGAAAAUUGAAUCAACAUCUUCAUUUAGUUUAAGAUCAGCCCGUUGUUACCCCCACACACUGUAAAUAAUAUUUACAUAACAUAUGAAUCACAUACCAUUUAUAUAUGUUUCAUGCAAAGCACAAGAAACUAAUAGAAAUAAUCAUUGACAUUUAUCCAACUUUUAAGCAGUCCAAGAACCAGUGAAGGAAAUAAUUGUGUGCUCGUGAAGUUCAAGUUUGCCAGCUUUGGGGAGGUCGACGAGUGAGCCAGUAAUCACACAAAGGUGGAGCUGCAGGGUUCUAUUCCUCAAUAUUACAAGUUUUCUUUCAUAAACAAAAAUAUAGGCAACUAUGACCCCUUUGACCUGUGGAGGAUCUGUGGCACUGCUGUGAGGCAGGACGCACAGCCUGGUUACCUCAGAACUGUGCCGCAGGGAGCGCACCUGGCUCACUCCUCAAGGUGUACAGAACUGCAGGACUCCUAGAAGACUUAUUUUUAUGUAAAUUAAAAAUAGGAAUGUAUAUGUAAAUACCUACUUAGUUGAUAAAUGAAAAUUAUUUUUAAUAGUUAUGUUUAAUGUUGAUUUAUGUAAUUUCUAGCAUACAAAAUUCAAUGUACAAAAUCCUUUGAUAUCCAAGUGCCCAUAAAAUCUGGGAAUGCUUCAUUGCUAUAUUAUGUAGUGUUAAUCUAGUGUAAAUAAAUAAACAAAUAUUGUUGAAUAAAAUUUGAUCUGAGAAAACUAUGUGGCUUGUAAAGAGAAAAACAAUCAAGGUAUUUUAGAGGACAUUCAAUAAAGAGUAAAAGCUGUGAAGAACAAGGUCAAAUUUGUUGCUGAUUUCCCUCAGUAAGUGUGUCUGUACAUGGCAAGAGUGGGUAAUGAAUGUCUCGUAGCACCGCUGUUACUGCUUGGAGAAACUGUUGUGUAGGAUAAUGCUCAGCCCUGUGCCUUUUACAUAUAAGCAAAUGUGUAGCAGUGCCUUAAUAAACAUUAAAAUCUUUUCACAAGA